Molecule: messenger RNA, 1304 nt
Organism: Phytomonas sp. EM1
Lineage: Eukaryota; Euglenozoa; Kinetoplastea; Trypanosomatida; Trypanosomatidae
Source: the annotation of a GenBank genome assembly
AUGCUUCAGAAUACGAGAAUUGUUCCCGCCUCAUUGCGCUAUCGCCGGCCGUACUGGAUGCUUUUCCUGAAAGGCGUGGAUAACUGGCGCAUCUACACUGUGAUCCAGCAACCGGACCAUCAGCGCACGGAAAUGCUUUAUCAGGCUUGGCUUGGUGGCUUAGACCGCCCGUACGUGAGACCAAAGUGCAUGGCCCACCAGCCGCUGUGGCUCAGCAAAAAGCGUCACAUGUUGCAAAAGUCCAGGUUACAGGGGCCCGAGACGGCGAUGGAGAAGUACGUGUUGGAAUGGUAUAAGCGCUUCCAUUCCUUUCAAGGGACGGAGCGGCCCACUGUGGAGGAUCUUCACAUUGCAUUUGAUCUCGUUGAGUGUCCGUUGGAUCUUAGUUAUGCUUGCCAGUUGCUGCACCAGUGCCGCAACAUCAAUAACAUUCGCUUCGACAAAAAUUCUUUCCUUAUUUUCCUCGAGGCAUGCCUACGUGUUGACCGGAAGGAUUGCGCUCAAUAUGCCUUGGAAAAUGCGGAAAUUUUAGGCUUUUGGCACAUUCAUGAUGACUGGCGUAAUUACCUUACUGGAAAGCAGUCGUGGUACCGUCUUUCCCCACUGGACGGCUUGUACUAUCCAUUGAAUGAAAAUGUUGAGCAGAACGCCACGAGGAUGCCGCCAACCAGUGGAGUUGAAAUAGAGUCCAGGGGUCUGACCACAGAAGACGCGGUGUCAUUUCAUGUAGCAGCAGCAACCACUUCUGCACAAUCUACGUCACCGAAGGAAGGCGAGACGGAAGGGGGAUUAGUGGAUGAUGAAAUCUUGCGCUUGCAGGCUGAGUUGGAGGCUCUGGAAAGCGAAAUUUCACUCGAUGAUGAAGUUGAAAAGACACGAAAAGAAUCCAGAUCUGAUGGUGGGAAAUUUGAGAAGGAAUGAGGAAUUUCAUUCACAUGCAGCACUACAGUAUAUGUGAAGUUCUUGACAUUCAUGGGGCAGAUGGUCACAUAUGAUAUGCAAGCAAUCGCAAGUUUAUGAAGUUUACAUGUCUAGGAAACUGAAACUACACACUUUAUUAAUUGUAUCCAUAAUGUGAUGAUCAUUCAGAGCGAAAUAGCGACACAUACUAAGCGUAGGUCUACCUGAAUUGGUGGAGGGCAGAAUGGGGACAGUCGACUUGGGUAGUAUCCUUCGAAAUGGAUUAUUACGAUCUCGAAUGUUGUUUUCACUGCAAUAACCCAGAAGGGGGAAAAUAGUGAAUUGACAUCACUAUGGAGACCGUCUCAGUUAUUUUUAGACGGAGGCCUAUAUAUAUAUACCCA